AUGGACUUGAACCAGGAAAGACGAGCAGGUGACGCAAUGUCUAUCUCCACCCUAUUGGCCCAAGAAAACUCUGCUGCUGCUGCCGCUGCUGCUGCCGCUGCUGCCGCGGCCGCUGCUGAAAACACUGAUCCUUCUACUAUUGCUACCAAUCCAACCAGUCCCACCCAGAAUUUGACCACACAACAAAAUCCCGAAUCCAUUACCUACAAUGGUCAUGCUAACGAAGACUCUGAUUCACGACACUCUCACAAAGACUCGAUGAUUAGCCAAAAUCAUACUCAAGCCGCCUCCAGAACUUACCACCAAUUUGUGCCAACUACAAUCCCUAUCGGUUCUUCUGUUUCUUCAUCUACAUCCACACCCGCUGUUAAUAAUAAUACUACUACAUCAACUUCAUCGUCGUCAUCAUCAUCUUCUUCUUCUACUACUACUAUUACUACUACUACUACUUCAACAGCUUCUCUAAAGAAACGCCGUCGUAACACCUAUCCUCCUCUGGCUCCUGAUAAUGAAGAUCUAGUCUUUGAAGUCCUCAAUCCAACCCAUAUGGAAGCCUCCUUCCAAUACGCUAAUCAACCUGUCUUUCAAGAAGAAAAAGAAGAAUACCUUGCUACUCUUCGCCAACGUAUCACAAACAUCCAAGUUAUGGAAAAUCGCCAUUUGACUACUGCUCGCAAUGCUCUUCAAAAAAAAUACCUAACUCUCUACACAACAAAAGCAGACGCGCUACGCAAAUACGCUACAAAACAACUAUAUCCAACGGCAAUGGGUAACGUUCUCAAAUUUGAAGAGCUCGUUGAAAAAGAAGGUAAGAAGCUCUACCGUAAUCAAGUUAAAAAGGAACGUAGAGCCAUUCGUGCAGCUCAACUUAAGGCCCAAAAAGCUGAAGCUCUCAGACUCAAAGCUGAGGCUGCUGCUGCUGCCGAAGUUGCAAAAGAAGAAGCAAAACGCGCUCAAAAACUCAAGGCUGUCAAGGAAGCUAAAGAAGCGCGUGCGAAAGAUGCAAAAGCAAAAGUUAUCAGUAAUGCUAAAAAUGCUGCUGCCGCUGCUGUUGCUGUUACUACAAAUGGUGGUAGUGCAUCCACGUCAACCAAUCCAGAUGACGAUAUCUCUAAUAAAACCACAACAACAACAACUGGUACACCCAUCAAACCCAAAACAAAACGUGGCAAAGGGACAGGCACUAGCUCACGACGCUCAGCUGCUGCAAAACCCGAGGCCGGAAACGACAAAACACUAAAAGAAUCUGCAUCUUCGACAUCAACAACUGCCACAAAACCCAAGGGCAAGUCAAAAGCUCGUGGUUCUGCAGCCUCUGCAAAUGGCUCAUCCAAAGACACAAAAGAUUCUCUUAAAAAGCUCCUUCCUUUGGCCCCAGCAACCCCCCUCUCAGAAAUAACCGACUCUUCAUCUCCUCCCUUGCAUACUAAUAACACGUCGCAUUCUCCCAAACCUUCUCUUGCUCUUAAAAAGGAAUCAAAAUCAAAGUCGGUCACUUCAAACUCUUCCGCAGGUGCGGCUGCUGCUGCUGCUGGUGCAAACAAUGCCUCCGGGGUGGCCACUGCUGCCGCUGCCUCUCCAUCUAAAAAGGAGCCCGAAAAGCCAAAGCCUCCACCUCCACCAAAACCCCCAUCGCAAAAGGAGAUUCGUGCUAUUGCCCGUCUUUACUCUAAUACUUACGACUCAGUUUGGAAAGAUAUGGCCCGUCGUGAUGCAAAUAAAGUCCAUCGACUUGUCCGCUCUUCAGCUAAUACGCGUCUCAGUAAUUUGCGUAAAACAGCUGUUUUGGCAUCUAAGGAGGCUCGUCGCUGGCAGUUUAAGACAAACAAGAACCUUAAGGAUCUUCAAAUGAAGGCAAAGCGUGGAAUGCGUGAAAUGCUGGCCUUUUGGAAACGAAAUGAACGCGAGGAACGUGACCUUCGUAAGCGCGCUGAAAAGGAGGCCCAAGAACUAGCAAAGAAGGAGGAAGAACAACGUGAAGCCCGUCGCCAGGCAAAGAAGCUUAAUUUCCUCAUUUCCCAAACAGAACUCUAUACCCAUUUCAUUAGCAAAAAGAUCUCCCCGGCUGAUGAUGAAAACAAUAAGGACAACAACAAUGCUGCUGGCAGCAACAAUAAUGGCAAAAUAUCUGGGAAAGAUCUUGAUUUUGAUUCAGAAAAUGAAGAAGAGCUUCAAAAGGCAGCCCUUGCUAACGCUCGCUCAGCUUUUGCUGAAACACAGGCACAUGCUCGCAGCUUUGAUGGCGGAGAAAAGAUUCGUGAUGUCAAUAUUGAUAAUGAUGAAAUGAAUUUCCAGAACCCCACCUCGCUCGGUGAUAUUCAGAUUCCACAGCCAAAGUUGCUUUCUUGUCAGCUUAAGGAGUACCAAAUUAAGGGUCUAUCAUGGCUUGCAAAUCUUUACGAACAAGGCAUCAAUGGAAUUCUCGCCGAUGAAAUGGGUCUCGGUAAAACUGUUCAGAGUAUUUCUGUCAUGGCAUACCUUGCAGAGACAUACAACAUUUGGGGACCCUUUUUGGUCAUCUCUCCAGCAUCCACGCUGCACAAUUGGGAACAAGAGAUUCGCAAGUUUGUUCCCGACUUUAAAGUUUUACCUUACUGGGGCUCUGCAAAAGAUCGCAAAGUUCUUCGAAAAUUUUGGGAUCACAAAAAUGUCAAGUACGGUAAAGACGCUCAAUUCCAUGUGCUUGUCACCUCUUAUCAAUUAGUGGUUGCUGACGCUAGCUACUUUCAAAAAAUGAAGUGGCAGUACAUGAUUUUAGACGAAGCCCAGGCUAUUAAGUCUUCAUCUUCGGCCCGUUGGAAAUCACUGCUCUCCUUCCAGUGUCGUAACCGUCUCCUGCUCACGGGUACUCCAAUCCAAAACUCGAUGCAGGAACUUUGGGCUCUACUCCAUUUCAUUAUGCCAACUCUCUUUGAUUCCCAUGAUGAAUUCAGUGAAUGGUUUUCCAAAGAUAUUGAGUCGCAUGCCCAAUCCAACACACAGCUCAAUGAGCAACAGCUCAGCCGUCUACACAUGAUUCUCAAGCCCUUUAUGCUUCGCCGUCUGAAGAAGCACGUUCAGUCAGAACUUGGUGACAAAAUUGAGAUUGAUAUUUACUGUGAGCUUACUAAUCGCCAGCGCGAGCUCUACCGGACUCUGCGCUCUCAAAUUUCAGUCAUGGACCUUAUUGAAAAGGCUGCCUCGGGCUCUGAUGAAGGCACACAAUCUCUCAUGAACUUGGUUAUGCAGUUUCGUAAAGUGUGCAACCACCCUGACUUGUUUGAGCGUGCUGACACAACUUCUGCAUUUUCCUUUUCCGUCCCAACUAUUGCAUUUGGCCCCAUUCGCGAAGCAAAUGAUGUGGAGAUUUUGUACAAUUGUUCCAAUCUUAUCUCCUACAGAGUUCCUAAGCUCAUGUACCGUGACGGCGGGUUUCUUGAUGUCCCCUGCGAGGCCAACAACACUGUUGGUUUCCGUUCGCCGUUUGUCCAAGGCAUGCUGAACAUUUGGGAUCCUUGGCAUAAAAGUCCUACAGUGGCCUCUCUCAGACUUGCUGGCGUUUCGCCCAGCGAGGCCAAGACUGCAGCUACCCACGGUCUUUUUGAGCGUGCUACUGCUCUUCAUUUUUAUUCCGGGAAAAAGUCAGCAGCACGGUUUGAGAUUAUCUAUGACGAUGAAGAAGACAAUAAGUCCAUUCCCAAGUCUAAUAUGCUUUUGAUUUCUGAUGCAAAAGAUAAGUGGGAGCAUGCACGCACAACCUCCACUGGGAUUCUUAAAGAGCUUCUUUCUGUUGGUGAGCGCGUCUUGGAUGAAGGCCUCUACAAUUACAUUGAGGCUGCUCAUGACGACAAGGUUCAGGCACCGCCCAUCAAUCUCAUUGGGUCUGACCGAAGCAUUAGCCUAGAUCAACAACAGUUGCUCUUUGAUGCCAAAAAGCGCUCUUACCUCUAUCCCAUGUCGCUUGAUCGUGAAUGGGAUUUCAUUGAGCAUGGUUUGCCUAUUAGCGAGCUUCCACCCUCAGACAUGUUCCCAUGGCCUCGCAAUUCUAGUAUUGGAUAUACUACUAUCCGGAUGCCAUCCAUGAUCAAGUUUGUCACCGAUUCUGGCAAGCUAGCCAAACUGGAUCAAAUGCUUCCUGAGCUAAAGGCCAAUGACCACCGUGUACUCAUUUACUUCCAAAUGACUAAAAUGAUGGAUCUGAUGGAAGAAUAUCUGACGUUCCGACAAUACAAGUACGUCCGUCUUGAUGGUUCCUCUAAACUAGGUGACCGUCGUGAUCUUGUCAAUGACUGGCAAACCAAGCCCGAGCUGUUUGUCUUUUUGUUGUCAACUCGUGCUGGUGGUCUUGGUAUCAACCUCACUGCUGCAGAUACUGUCAUCUUUUAUGAUUCUGAUUGGAAUCCUACUAUUGACUCGCAGGCCAUGGAUCGUGCACAUAGAAUGGGUCAAACACGACAAGUUACGGUAUAUCGAUUGCUUGUCAAGGGCACCAUUGAAGAGCGCAUGCGUGACCGUGCAAAACAAAAGAUGCAUGUACAGCAGGUUGUGAUGGAAGGUGGUGGUGCUGCCAAGUCAGGUGUUGAUUUCCAGAAGCCUGGUCGCGAAGUGGCUUACUGGCUGCUUGACGACGACGCGACUGCUGAUGCGCUCAUUAAGAAGAAGCAGGAGGAAGCUGCUGCUGCCCAGAGUAACAAGAAGGGUGGAGCACAAAAACGCCAAGCGGAUGCCAACAGCCAGGACACACUUGGAGUUCCUGGAGCGCCACCAGCAAAGAAGGCUAAGGUUCGUGGGAUUGAAGACAUGUACCAUGAAGACGAAGGCAACUUUGAUGAGUCUACGAACCCAAGCUUGCGUGGAACACCGAGUGGAUCGGGGACAGCAACGCCUACUGGUGAGCCAGCUAUAAGUGCUGCACGCAAAAAGGGGGGUAAUACUAAUGGUCGCGGAGGAAAUGCUAGUCGAAGAGUUUCUGCAGACAAGAGAUUGCAGGUGGUUGAUUAA
Molecule: messenger RNA, 4980 nt
Organism: Magnusiomyces paraingens
Lineage: Eukaryota; Fungi; Ascomycota; Dipodascomycetes; Dipodascales; Dipodascaceae
Exons: 2
Coding region: 1-4980 (1659 amino acids)
Biological process (GO): DNA-templated transcription; chromatin remodeling; DNA repair
Cellular component (GO): Ino80 complex; nucleus
Molecular function (GO): ATP hydrolysis activity; ATP binding; ATP-dependent chromatin remodeler activity
Source: RefSeq, a predicted model, not a curated record